AUGGCGGGCACCAAUGCCUCUGCUCUGGAAAAAGACAUUGGUCCAGAGCAGUUUCCAAUCAAUGAGCACUACUUCGGAUUGGUCAAUUUCGGAAACACGUGCUACUGUAACUCCGUGCUCCAGGCGCUGUACUUCUGCCGGCCGUUCCGGGAGAAUGUGCUGGCCUACAAGGCCCAGCAAAAAAAGAAGGAAAACCUGUUGACGUGCCUGGCAGACCUUUUCCACAGCAUCGCCACGCAGAAGAAGAAGGUGGGCGUGAUCCCACCAAAGAAGUUCAUCUCCCGGCUGAGGAAAGAGAACGAUCUCUUUGAUAACUACAUGCAGCAGGAUGCUCACGAGUUUUUAAAUUAUUUGCUAAACACGAUUGCGGACAUCCUGCAGGAAGAGAAGAAACAGGAAAAGCAAAACGGGAAAUUGAAAAGCGGCAACCUGAACGAGCCUGCGGAGAAUAAUAAGCCCGAGCUCACCUGGGUCCACGAGAUUUUCCAGGGGACGCUCACCAACGAAACGCGGUGCUUGAACUGUGAAACUGUGAGCAGCAAAGAUGAAGACUUCCUUGACCUGUCCGUGGAUGUGGAGCAGAACACGUCUAUUACGCACUGUCUAAGGGACUUCAGCAACACAGAGACGCUGUGCAGUGAGCAGAAAUACUAUUGCGAAACCUGUUGCAGCAAACAGGAGGCCCAGAAAAGGAUGAGAGUGAAGAAGCUGCCCAUGAUCCUGGCCCUCCACCUGAAGCGGUUCAAGUACAUGGAGCAGCUGCACAGGUACACCAAGCUCUCCUACCGAGUGGUCUUCCCCCUGGAGCUCCGGCUCUUCAACACCUCCAGCGACGCGGUGAACCUGGACCGCAUGUACGACCUGGUGGCCGUCGUGGUGCACUGUGGCAGCGGUCCCAAUCGCGGGCAUUACAUCACCAUCGUGAAAAGCCACGGCUUCUGGCUUUUGUUUGACGACGACAUUGUAGAGAAAAUAGAUGCUCAAGCGAUCGAAGAAUUCUAUGGCCUGACGUCAGACAUAUCAAAAAAUUCAGAAUCUGGAUAUAUUUUAUUCUAUCAGUCAAGAGAAUAAUGGACAGAGCUGUGGAACUCAUUUGAGAGGGGAGAAGGUUCAAAAAGCACUAUUCCCUGGUUUCUCUGCAGACUUUUCUCCUUCCCCAGUGGUCCCCCAGUGGUAUCACUACGAGUCUCAGUGAUCUGGCUGUGUUAGACUCUCCCCACCAUCCCCCCCACUUUUCCCAGGGUCCCCCUCCCCCCCACUUUUUAUUACCUGCAGCACUACUCUUGGAUUUAUGAUAGUCUGACAUAGAGUUAACUGCAGUCAGAGUGUGGUGAGAUUUAUACAGUAACAUUUGCUCAUCGAAGGACUGGGUGCCCGGCAUUUCGCUUGCUAUGCCUGGCUGGAUUAGGAUGGUGUUUCUUAGAAAUAUUCCACCGUCUACUUGAAGUCUUUGCUAAACUUCUUAAGUAGCUUUCGGGGUCUCCUUACAAUGCAUUCCUCUUAACUCAUCCCUGGAAGCAUUGCCACCCGUCUUUAGCUUCUCUGUCUGGUCUUCCAACAAAAGAGCAGAAGAAAUCAGGCAGAUGUUCACUUGUUAGGACAGCAACCAUAGCUUUAAGUUUGCACAAGUGAAACUAUCUCAGAGGGCGAGCAACCUCAAGAUUGAAAUCAUCCUCCGAGUGGACCGGGGUGAAGAGAGGCUGUUCACGGUGGUAGGGGCUCCACGGGUGGAAUCCCAGGGCCACGAAGGAAGGUAUGGCGCUCAGGGCAGGCAAAGCCCAGGGGAGGACCCUUUGGUGGACAAAGUUACCUUUCUUAAUCUUUCUACCCAAAUGAAAUUUCAGGAAAAUAACUGUAUGCUGUUUUGUUGGUUGGUUUUAGUGACACCCUUACAAACAAAAACAACCCCCCUCUCUUCUCUACCGUCCCAUGAGUAGUCAUUCUCCUUUACCUGGCACUACUAAGCAUUUCAACGUCUGUAUCGUGCCCAUCCUGCUGAUGUUCUACAAAAGUCUGGGUGGUCAGGCUGAGGCUCCACCUCGGCGGCACCUGGCACAGCUCGCCGCAGCCGAUCGGCACUGGGAUCAUUCUUGCACCAGGAACCGUGAAGCGCUGCACCCAACAGCUGCUCAGCUGCACCACACAGCUGUGGCCGUGUUUGCAUCUCCAGUCUGUUCGCUGAGGCCCUGCAAGUCCCAGGGCCAAUGGAGGCCCUCCCCGAGCGGGAGGCGAAGGGGCGGGGUAACGAAGGCGGAGCCGGGACUCAGAGGAAGUGUCUGUGGGCACGGGGAGGAAUGGACGAAUUGGGGGCUGUUUCUUUGGCUCAGACCCCUAAAAUGCAUUGCAGGAGGGAGUUUGUUUUAGUGGGAAGAACCUCAUCUCACCAUAGUUAGUUUUUUCCUUGUUUUGAGUUUUGUUCUGUUACCUGUAUUUAUUAGGGCAUUUGAGUAUUAGGACCUUUUAUUAAAAAGGUUUAUUUGGACGUGUGGCCAUUGAGCUGGUUCUUGGCUUCCUACAAAUAUGAGUUGGAGAUUUUGGCUUUCUUUGGGGAUGUCCGUUAACUUCCAUACAUUAUGCUAUACUGUGAACGUAUUAUUUUGUUACCUAAUAAACCGGUGAACGAACAGGCAAACUUUUGGCAGAAUGUGAACUGAAAUCGAACGAUGGUUGGGGGUCCAUCUGGCAAAAAUGAAGAGGAUGGCACUUUAUCUCAAUGAAAACUGGAUUUCUUCUCUCUGACAUAUCUUGAACUGUCUGUGACUCAGCAUGGAAGUGACGAGCACGCCCACGCGCACACUUCAUGUGUUCACACUCGAGGUGAAAUGUUUUCCUUUUCACUGGAGAAAAGACAAAAGCAGGGUGGUCUUCACUUAUUAUUUUAUACGAGUGAUGGAAAUAUUAAUACCUUGCCUUGUUUAGAGGCCAAUUCAUAUUUAUAAAUACUUUUGUCUUUUUUUUUUUCUCUCCGAUUUCUUCCAGUAAUGAUAUGCCGUAAUCACGCAGAACUGAAAGGUCAGUCUUUCUUUUUGUGUCUCAGCAGAGGCACUUUGCAAUGGUUGACGACUGAUGUCGGGAAAUGUUUGUAUUAGGUAAUCACCCAUCGAUGUGACUUCGGGGUGACAAAGUUUAAAAAUAGAUACCGGCUGAUCUCUCAUUAACAUAUUUGGAAACUGAUUCAUAAGCAAAACCAUUAAAAAACCAUGUUUGAAAUGAUA
Molecule: messenger RNA, 3215 nt
Organism: Echinops telfairi (small Madagascar hedgehog)
Lineage: Eukaryota; Metazoa; Chordata; Mammalia; Afrosoricida; Tenrecidae
Gene: USP46
Product: ubiquitin specific peptidase 46
Exons: 9
Coding region: 1-1071 (356 amino acids)
Biological process (GO): protein deubiquitination
Cellular component (GO): nucleus; cytosol
Molecular function (GO): cysteine-type endopeptidase activity; cysteine-type deubiquitinase activity
Source: RefSeq, a predicted model, not a curated record